AUGGCCACCUCGCUGCGACACUCUGACCUGCGUGGCUCACUAUACGCUAUCAGCAGCAUGGCGGGCAUUUCGGUGCAGCUACCGGUGCCGCCGCCGCCGGUGCUUGCCAUUGAACCACCAAAGUCAACGACGGCGGCGGCUACUGAAGAACAGCAACAACAACAGCAACAGUCUCAACCGCCCGAAUCAUCCAAAGCAGCAGCUCAAUCACAAACUUCCGCUCAAGCAGAUGGUGUCGUCGGUGAGAGCAGCACCUCAGCUUCGGCGGUGCUGUCGCCCAAACAGCAGCAACAGCAGCAGACGCUCUUUUCGCCGAGUUCCACCACCUCGACGACCACUUCCAGUGCUUCCAAAGCUGAUCCCCAUCAUCAUCAUCAUCAUCAUCAGCACCAGCCACAACUUCACCGUCGUCAUCACUCACAUCGUGGUCAGUCUCAGCAGUUGAAAAGCGACUCGAUGGCAAUGACCACUUUUAGCCGGCAGCCAGUAGCAGCAAGUAGCGGCGGCAGUGGCGAUGAUGAGCCAGAGCCGAAGCAGACGACGGCAGUUGUGGAGCAUCAUCACCAUCAGCCGCCUCCUCACUAUCAUCAUCCCCACCACCAGCAGUACCACCCCCCAAAGAGAAGAGUACUACCUUCGACGCCUUCAGUGGCUUCCGGCAGCUUUGAGGGUCGUGACAAGGAGGACCUCUUCGGGGAGAGUGACGGCGACAGUCAGCACCUGGUGGUGGUGACGGCCAACAUUCACAAGCAGCCGCCCAGUGGGCCACCUUCUCCACCGCCACCACCACUGCCACCGCCUUCAGCUCUGAGCACUCUAAAAGAGGAAGACUCACCCACCUCUAGCACUAGUACCCAUUCUCUGGAUCCCACAAAGACGGAGUACUAUGGUACGACGCAGCUAGAGCAACGGUCGCGGUCGCCCAGCCCGACCACCUCGGCGACGUCGUUGCCGCUGCAGCAGCAGUUGCGCCGCUUCCCUGGGCGCUUCUUUACCGGCGCCAAGCGACGCCUGCUGCCCAGCACCCCGGCCGUCGCCUCGACGCUGAUGGGCAUUGGCGGCAGCAAGAAGAAGAAGUGCCCACCGCCUCCGCUACUUCCUCCCCUGGGCCUCCUCGAUCCCAGUCUGAUGAUCAACUUUCCGCUGGUGUCCCACUCGCCGACCAUACCGACGCGCACACAGGCGGCCAUCAACUUUCCCAAGCUGAACGCCUCGCCGACGCACUACAGUAAGCACCUGCGAAGUCUGGAACAGGCUCAGCAGCAGCAGCAGCAGCAGCAGCACUUUACACUGCCGCAAACGUUGGAGGAACAACAGCAGCAACAACAGCAGCAAAUGCUGGGACAGCUUCAGCAGCCGCUGGAGCCGCAGCCGGGCGUUUGGAUGGGAAGAGAGGCCGAUCAGCAGCAGCAGCAAUACGAUCA
Molecule: messenger RNA, 1424 nt
Organism: Rhagoletis zephyria (snowberry fruit fly)
Lineage: Eukaryota; Metazoa; Arthropoda; Insecta; Diptera; Tephritidae
Source: RefSeq, a predicted model, not a curated record